UAUAAAAAAGUACAAAAUGUCCUGUAAAGUAAAAUCUGCUAAAAAAAGAAUAUCCAAUUUUUCAAAUCUUGAAAAAUUAAAACUUGUUGAAAUAAUAGAACGGGAAAAAAACAUUAUUAAAAAUAAAAAAACUGACAACAUAAGUAUUAAGGACAAAGAAAAUUGUUGGAUCGAUGUUACCCGUGAAUUUAACAGUAAUUGCAUCUCAGAACAUCGGGAUGUAAAUUCUUUGAAAAAUUGUUGGGAUAAUCUCAAGAAAAAGACUCGUAAACACUACGCAGAAAUUCGAAGUGAAAUUUUUAAAACAGGUGGUGGAAAAGCGAACAUCACUGCAGAUGAUCCUAUUGCAGAACGGGUUAAGACUAUUAUCCAGCCAUCAGUUGAAGGUUUACAAAAUAGGUUCGACAGCGAUUAUAUUCCAGGUAUAGAUAAUUCCCAAUGCAGUAACGAUGAGAUUAUACUCGAAAAUGAAGACUUUGGUCCAAUUGAAGUAUGUAAAUUCGAAUAUAACUUUCAUAUUUUAUAUUUUGACAUUUGAAAUGUUACUACUAAAAACAUUGUUUUAAAAUAUUUGUAUUUUGUAUUCUGUAUCAACCACCAAGAGUGAUCUACAACAAACUGAAAAAAAUAAAAUAUUAAUAACAAUGUGACUGUAUAAUUUUAUUUUACAGUUUUGAAAACACUACAAUAUUUUCUAUUUUUAAGUUUCCUAGCUACUAAUUUACUGUAUAUUUCUUUUACCUUUGAAAAUAAUUGUUGAUUAAUGCAUGCUGCAAAGCAUUAUUAUUUUGUGCAUCAUUUCUGCAAGGUAUAUUUCCGUUUUCUAAGAUAUGUUCCCAUGGAGCAGGCAAAUGAAAAUCAGGAUCAUCUGUUGGUAAUUGAUCUCCAGCACGCCGAGCAAUAUUAUGCAACACAGCAGUUGCAACAAUAACUGGUAAUACUUUUUCAACUUUUUGAAAACGAGAUCCAAGUGCUAAUAUAGGGAAUCUUCUUUUCCAUAUUCCAAAAAGACGCUCGACAAUAUUACGUGUUCGUAUGUGUGAUUCAUUAUAUAGCUGUUCUGCUUCAGUUCGUGGAUUUUGUAAAGGAGUCAUAAGAUACGAACGAACUGGAUAACCGCCAUCACCCAAAA
Solenopsis invicta (red fire ant) is the source of this 1132-nucleotide messenger RNA. RefSeq lists its product as uncharacterized. Lineage: Eukaryota; Metazoa; Arthropoda; Insecta; Hymenoptera; Formicidae. The transcript is spliced from 3 exons. The record is from RefSeq and is a predicted model, not a curated record. Bases 17 to 538 code for a protein of 173 amino acids.